UGACGUUGGCCGCCCGUGCGCAACGUGUUCUUAUCCAUUGUUUUCAUUUCGGGGGGGGCUGCCACCACAUAGUUUUUGUUUAUUUUCGAUUCCGCGCUCGCAUCGUGUGAAAGUGCAGCUUGGCUAGACUUUUUUCUACGGUCUGCGGUCCCUAAUAGUUGUAAUUUGCACUAAUUACGGCGGCGAUGAACGAUUUCGGGCAGUUCGCUAGGGCGCAGGGGCCCAAGUUGGUGCCAUUUUUGGUGACCCUAGUCCUGUAUUUCUCGCUGGUCAGGAAGGAUCCCCAAGGCGAGCUAUGGACCACAGUGCUCAAAUGUCUACCCAUAGUGGCUCUGAUGUUCUAUGUGGUGGCCAAAGGAAUUUCGCUCAAAAAGGGAUAUCGUCGCUCGCUGUGGAUACUUUUGGGGCUGGUCUUUUCCUGCGGUGGUGAUGCCCUGCUCAAUAUAAAUCUUUUUCCCUUUGGAAUGAUUUCCUUUGGAGUGGCGCACGUGUUUUAUAUAAGCGCCUUUGGAUGGAAGCCAGUAAAGUGGUUCAUUGGAUCGGUUCUCUAUGUGGCCGUCACGCUUUUUGUGUACUUUGUUCACAAGAACCUGGACGAGAUUCUCAUCGUCGGAGUGCCGAUCUACUGCUACCUGAUAACCACAAUGCUCUGGAGAUCCCUGGCCCGUGCUGUGGAUUCCAGGACCUUUCUCGCCGUUUUCUGCGCCGUCGGAGCCAUUCUAUUCGUGAUCUCCGACGCCCUGAUCGCGGUCACCAUGUUCGUGGGCGUGCCCCUGCCCUGCGCCCGCCUCCAGAUCAUGGUUACCUACUAUGCCGCCCAGUUUGCCAUUGCGCUGAGCACCGCCGACGACGUUCCUGCGCCCCAGCGAUCCCUUCGCAAGAAAAUCAAGUGAGGGCAGUGCCGAAUGCUCAUCUAUUGGGAACCCAUAGACAACAUGAACGCAACCACCAAACUUAGUACUUCCAAACCGUCUAGAGUAAUGCCAUUUACGUGUGUUUGUUUCCCCAUCCCAGUAGCAUAGUGUAACCAAAUAUUUGUUCCGUUUUUUUGGUGGAUGUGGAAACGGAUCUUAGUAGAGUUUAUUAGAUGUUUGUUGACUUCAAAAGUAAUAAAUCUAUUUAAAUUCA
This is a messenger RNA of Drosophila biarmipes, 1128 nucleotides long. Its product is annotated as lysoplasmalogenase-like protein TMEM86A. NCBI's taxonomy places the organism in Eukaryota, Metazoa, Arthropoda, Insecta, Diptera, Drosophilidae. The record is from RefSeq and is a predicted model, not a curated record. The transcript is spliced from 4 exons. Gene Ontology annotation, cellular component: membrane. The coding region runs from base 186 to 893 and encodes 235 amino acids.